AUGGUCCAACUUCCCAACGAAAUCAUAAUCGCCAUUGGUCGGUACCUUACCCGACACUCGAUCCUUAACUCAGUAAUGGUGUGCCAUCAAUGGCAUCAAGUACUGGGACCCUUCCUAUGGUCCUUCAUUUUCAAGAAGGCAUGGCACCACCCUCGCUUCGCUAUCAAGUUCUACUCAGCCAGAAGCGAUUCCAGUUUGGCUCCCUACCUCCACCACGUCAAACUCUUCGAAUGGCACAACAACCACUCUUUGAUUUCCAGAAGAGCAAUCUCCGAGAGCCAAGCUCGAGACCAAAUCCCGACCGUCAGACUAGGGCUCCUUAUCUCCAUGAUGUCAAACCUUGACAUCUUACUGCUCCGAGCUGAAUCUCAGGGAGCCGACUCUGCUCUUUUCGAGGCGAUGCGCGGUCUCCAGCACCUCAGGGUCCUUAAGGUCAACAUCCACGAAGGCGAUGAGGACCUGGUCCCUAUUGAGAGCAUGUUCCCACUCUUUUCUCGCCUUGACGAACUCUGCCUCGAAGGAUCCUGGUACCGGCGCGAAAACAUCCCAGUCCUUGGUCUGAACGCGGCCGAAAAAUGGAAAAUGAAAAGACUGACCGUCAGCCCUCAAGACGCGCGGCUGGCCCGCCACUGCCCAGACUUGGAGCACCUUCGCCUUCUCCCGCGGGUCCUCUCGAUGAAGGGGAAGAUGGGAGCCCUAUCGAAUUUGAUGAUGUGGGAACUGCUGGCUCCGGGAGGCCUCAAGGGUCUAAUUGUUCAUGCUCGUUUGUUGAAGAGGUGCUUCGCCUUCAAAAUCCAUGACGCUGACGGUGUCCAUUCCGAAAGGCCACAUAAGGUGCUGAGUCCCGAGAAAAAGUAG
This is a messenger RNA of Linnemannia hyalina, 858 nucleotides long. The record is from the annotation of a GenBank genome assembly. NCBI's taxonomy places the organism in Eukaryota, Fungi, Mortierellomycota, Mortierellomycetes, Mortierellales, Mortierellaceae.